This is a messenger RNA of Chinchilla lanigera (long-tailed chinchilla), 2391 nucleotides long. RefSeq lists its product as uncharacterized. NCBI's taxonomy places the organism in Eukaryota, Metazoa, Chordata, Mammalia, Rodentia, Chinchillidae. The record is from RefSeq and is a predicted model, not a curated record.
AGAAAAAGGGGUGGGGUGGGGAAGAGGGAGGUAGGUGAAAGAGCAAAGGUCAGGCUGGAAGGGGUGAUCAAAUAGUCAAAUAGUUGGGUUACUGGGUGUUCCUGAGGCUGUGUAACCCUUCCCCCUUUUCUUUAGGAAACUUUCAUGUUUCUUCCUGGUUAUCCCAGAUCGGUGGUGGUGGUGGUGGCGGUGUGGACCAGUUCCGGCAAAAGCCUAGUUCUGCUUCAUCAUUGUAAUCCCAGCCCUCGGGUGGCUGAGGUAGGAGGAUGAAACAGUUCUAGCCCAGCCUAGGCAAUUUAGGGACUUAGGGAAACCCUGUCUCAAAACAGAAAAUAAAACAGGGUUAUUAGAUGUAACGAAGGCCCUGGCCUCCACAGGGGGGGAACUGCGUCGGGGCCUCGAUCCUGCCCUUGAACCUGACCUGGUCUCCACCUCAGGCCGCUGCUAUCUGCAGCUCCGUGGGUGUCCCAGGCCCCGGUAUGGGCCUCCCCAACGCCUGAGUCCAUCCCCCUCCUCUCUACCUGCUAGCGCCCUUGGCCGCACCUGCCCCAGCCUCCGCAGGGAUCGCAGGGCAACCCGCUGGGGCGGGGGAUGUCUCAUGGGGAGAGGAGUGGGGAGACCCAGGUCCUAGCGCCCCCUGAAACCUCGGCCCUUACGCCGGGCACGGAGUUGGGUCCCCGAGGCCAGGGCCUUGCUGGACCGGGCGGCCCAGGCUGGUGGGGGACGGCUUCGGGGUUGAGGCCCCUCUCUGCAUCCUCGGGGCCAAGUCUCCAGGUGAAAGCGGAAGACGUGGGACCGAAAAGGUACUACGGCAAGACCAGCAGGACGCCGGCCUGGAGCAGGACGCUGUGACCCAGAAGACGGCUCAGGGGAUCCCACCGAGCGGCCCCCCCUACCCUGAGGGCGGAGCCAGGGCGGGGCCCAGAGCUGCCCGCAGGUGCACGGGCAAGCGGGCCCUGCCCUCCGGGGCGCUCAGAGGCCAGAGGCGGGUCACAGCGACCGGCGGGCGACGCCCUAGAACCGUGAGGCGACUGCGGCCACAGGUGCUGCGCAGGGCACCGUGUCAGCCUGGCGCUGGCGCCCAAAGCUUCCAAGCUGCUUGUAACCCUGGACACCGAGGCCCCCGGGCCGGAGGGUGGAGUCCUGGGGUCUCUCGAGGAGCAGGGCCAAGAGCCCUCCGGGCUCAACAGCGGAGACCCGGAGCCCGCUGCACUGCAGGCCCCCGAGGUCCCCAGGCCGGGCCGUGAGAUCCCCGAACCCUCCUCGGAGCAGGACGUUGAGACCCCCGAGCCGGGGAGCAAGAUCCUGCAGCCACCAACGGAGCAGGACGCCGAGCACUGGGGACCGUGCGCAGCCGCGGGCUCCGAACGUCCAGGGCCAGGUAGCGACCACGGUCCCGGGCUGUGUGCGGUGCCCAGUGCGGAGGUCUCGGGGCAGCCCCCACCGGCUAGGCCUGAGACCCCAGCCUCGGGCUCAGACGCGGAGGCUUCCGCGCGGCGCCUGCCGCGGGUUCCCGAGAAUCCCGAAGGUUGCCCCGGGGAGCCGCCCAUGGAGACGCCCAUUGAGCGCGAGAUCCGCCGCAGCUGCGAACGCGAGCAGAGCCUGCGCCGGAGCCGGGGCCUGAGCCCAGGCCGAGCGGGCCAGGAGCUGGUGGAGCUGCGCGUGCGGCCGCUGCUGCACCUGCCAGGCCCCGCCGCCACCGCUUGGCGAGCUCCGGCGCUUCUUCGAGGCCGCAGCAGGGGGCGGCUCCGCCGGGGGCGACGCAGGCCAGCAGCAGCUGCGCGAGGCGCGCUCGGGAGUGCAGGUCCGGUGCGCGGUGUUGGCACGCGCCCCGCCGCCACUCACGCCAUCCCUGCUGGAGGAGGAGGUGCGCCAGGUGCGCGAGCGAGAACAGGAGCUGCAGCGGCAGAGGCGUAGCAUCUACGGCACCACUGAGUUCAAGGAGCCCGCGCCAAGUCUCACGGCGAGCCGGGGCGACGGAAAGCUGGCAGUGACAUGGCCCCCCCGCAGAAAGGCCCCGGACAGCGGCCUGGAGCAGGAGGGACGCGGACCCUGAGACUUGGAUAGGCUGGGACCUCUGGCCGGAAGUAGCACACCGGGGCGGGGACCCAGCAACGCGCGCGCCUGACCCGCGGGAGGAGGCCUGGAGCGGUCUGGCCCUGUGCACUGGAAACUUGCAAUCGACCUGUGCAUCUUUGAUCUCGGUCUGUUGGGACGCGCCAACGCCCUCUCUAAAACUAUUUGGUCUCCUUUGGGAACCUUACCACCACCUGCAGCCCUGUGAGUGAAACGGACCGCACUCUCCACGUAACGGCGCACAGAGCCAACUAAACUUCUCUGUUAGAGAGCCAGGGCCACCACACACCACCAAUAAAGUCCCCUCCUUUCUGA